AUGAGGUCCCGGUGGCGUGCGUCUCCGUGGCGACGGCUGCCCCCCCCCUGCCCCUGGCUGCUGCUGCUGCUGCUGCUGGUCCUGCUGCCCCCCCCCUCCCUGGCCCACCAGCGCACCGUGUCCCACUCCAUCAAGAUAGAGGGCGACAUCACGCUGGGGGGGCUCUUCCCCGUCCACUCCAAGGGGCCGGCGGGGGUCACCUGCGGCGACAUCAAGAAGGAGAAGGGCAUCCACCGGCUGGAGGCCAUGCUGUACGCGCUCGACCAGAUCAACAGUGACCCCGACCUGCUGCCCAACAUCACACUAGGGGCCCGCAUACUGGACACCUGCUCCAGGGACACCUAUGCGCUGGAGCAGUCUCUGUCGUUCGUGCAGGCGCUGAUCAGCUCGGACAGCUCUGACGUGCGCUGCUCUAACGGGGAGCCGCCGCUGAUCCCCAAACCGGACCAGAUCGUGGGGGUCAUCGGAGCGUCCGGCAGCUCCGUCUCCAUCAUGGUGGCCAACGUACUGCGCCUGUUUGACAUCCCUCAGAUCAGCUACGCCUCGACGGCCCCGGAGCUGAGCGACUCGACGCGCUACAACUUCUUCUCCCGGGUGGUGCCGCCCGACUCCAUGCAGGCGCAGGCCAUGGUGGACAUCGUCAAGGCGAUGGGGUGGAACUACGUCAGCACCAUCGCCUCCGAGGGGAACUACGGAGAGAGCGGCGUCGACGCCUUUCAGCAGAUCUCCAGAGAAACAGGAGGUUUGUGUAUUGCCCAGUCCAUCAGGAUCCCAAGGGAGCCGAGGGAGGGCGAGUUUGAGAAGAUCAUCAAGCGGCUGAUGGAGACGUCUAACGCCAGAGGCGUCAUUAUCUUCGCCAACGAGGACGACAUCAAGCGCGUGCUAGAGGCGGCUAAGGCGGCCAACCUGACGGGUCACUUCCUGUUUGUGGGCUCGGACAGCUGGGGUUCUAAGAGCUCGCCCAUCCUGAACCAGGAAGAGGUGGCCGAGGGCGCCGUCACCAUCCUGCCCAAACGCGCCUCCAUCGACGGCUUUGACGAUUACUUCACCACACGUUCUUUGGAGAACAACCGACGGAACAUCUGGUUCGCUGAGUUCUGGGAGGAGGACUUCAAAUGCAAACUGACCCGACCUGGUGGGAAGCUGGGGGCCGGGCAGAGGAAAUGUACAGGCGAGGAGCGUAUCAGCCGUGACUCCCCGUACGAGCAGGAGGGGAAGGUGCAGUUUGUGAUCGACGCGGUGUACGCCAUGGCGUACGCGCUGCACAGCAUGCACCUGGACCUGUGCCCCGGCUCAGCGGGCGUCUGCGAGCGCAUGGACCCUGUGGAGGGCGCGCUGCUGCUCUCCUACAUCAGGACCGUCAACUUCAACGGUAGUGCCGGUACAGCGGUCAUGUUUAAUGAGAACGGUGACGCUCCAGGACGCUAUGACAUAUUCCAGUACCAGAUGUCCAACACAACCAAUCCCGGCUACAAGGCCAUCGGCCAGUGGACCAAUCACCUGCGACUCAACGUGGAGGAGAUGCAGUGGUCGGGCGGAGACCGGCAGGUGCCGGACUCGGUGUGCAGCUUCCCGUGCGAGCCGGGCGAGAGGAAGAGGAUGGUGAAGGGCGUUCCGUGCUGCUGGCACUGCGAGCUGUGCGACGGCUACUCCUACCUGUUCGACGAGUUCAACUGCGACACCUGCCCCUUCGACAUGCGGCCCAAUCAGAACCGCUCCGGCUGCCGGCCCACGCCCAUCAUCAAGCUGGAGUGGAGCUCGCCCUGGGCCAUCAUCCCUGUCUUCCUGGCCGUGCUGGGUAUCCUAGCGACCACCGGCGUCAUCGGCACCUUCGUGCGCUUCAACGACACGCCCAUCGUGCGCGCGUCCGGCCGCGAGCUGAGCUACGUGCUGCUGACCGGCAUCUUCCUCAUCUACCUCAUCACCUUCCUCAUGAUCGCCGAGCCGGGCGCGGCCGUGUGUGGGUUCCGGCGCCUCCUGCUGGGCCUCGGCAUGAGCAUCAGCUACUCCGCCAUGCUCACCAAGACCAAUCGCAUCUACCGAAUCUUCGAGCAGGGCAAGAAGUCCGUCACGCCGCCCAAGUUCAUCAGCCCCGGCUCACAGAUCAUCAUCACCUUCAUCCUCAUCUCCGUGCAGGUGCUGGCGGUGUUCAUCUGGUUCGCCGUGGUGCCCCCCCACUCCUACGUGGACUUUGAGGAGCUGCGGCCCCCCAACCCUGAGCAGGCGCGGGGCAUCCUGAAGUGUGACAUGUCGGACGUGUCGCUCAUCUGCUGCCUGAGCUACAGCAUGGUGCUCAUGGUGACCUGCACCGUCUACGCCAUCAAGAGCCGCGGCGUGCCCGAGACCUUCAACGAGGCCAAGCCCAUCGGAUUCACCAUGUACACCACCUGCAUCGUCUGGCUCGCAUUCGUACCCAUCUUCUUCGGAACAGCACAGUCCGCUCAGAAGAUGUUCAUCCAGACCACGACGCUGACGGUGUCGAUGAGCUUGAGUGCGACGGUGUCUCUGGGCAUGCUGUACAUUCCUAAGGUCUACACCAUCAUCUUCCACCCCGAGCAGAACGUGCAGAAACGCAAGCAGGAGAACAAGUCCGUCGCCGCCCCCCCGCCCGCCCCCGCCCCCGCCAACGACAAGCAGAACGGAGCCAAGAUAAUGCCCGACCGCUCCCAGUAG
This is a messenger RNA of Sardina pilchardus (European sardine), 2673 nucleotides long. It is a transcript of the gene grm6b, whose product is annotated as glutamate receptor, metabotropic 6b. Bases 1 to 2673 code for a protein of 890 amino acids. Gene Ontology annotation, cellular component: plasma membrane. Gene Ontology annotation, biological process: G protein-coupled glutamate receptor signaling pathway; regulation of synaptic transmission, glutamatergic. The record is from RefSeq and is a predicted model, not a curated record. Lineage: Eukaryota; Metazoa; Chordata; Actinopteri; Clupeiformes; Clupeidae. Gene Ontology annotation, molecular function: adenylate cyclase inhibiting G protein-coupled glutamate receptor activity. The transcript has 11 exons.